AGCGGGGAGCGCGCGAGGCUUUCCCGGACUCUCCAUUCCAAUCCCCACAUUGUUGUGCACAAGAGCCUGCGCGCAGCUUGGUGGCACCAGACACCUCCCUUUCCCCCUCGGUGACUCCAAUCCCGGCCCUGCCUCUCCUGCUCCUCUCUCUGUUCCGCAGUUUGCCGCUCUCCUCAGCCGCCGCUGUUUUCAGUCGGCAGCCAAGGCAAAGCUCCCAGUGUCCCCGGAGCUGGAGCGCAGGCGAGCCAAGCCACUGGCUGCCCGUCUCGGGGAGGAAUCGGACGCCUGGCGCUGCUCGGCCGACCCAUUCCGGCUGGAAGGAGGUCCGCGGAGGGCUCGUGCGCUCGGCGGCCCCUGCAUGGAGGCGUCGGCCGCUUCUCCCCGGAGCCCCGAGGCGUAGCGCCCUCCUCCUUCGCCGCCUGCAAUCCCACACCGAAGUUUGGGAGGCGCUCGGGAAAGUUUGAGCGCCGCGCUUUACGCACGGCGGUGGCCACCGUCCCCACUAGGGCGCUCCAGAAGUCGCCCUCCGCAUCAUGGCGAGCAGGCCGGCAGAGCUCGAAGAGGCCGCCCGGCCGGCUCGCCGCUCCUCCGGCGGCUCGGCUCCCCCCUUGCGAAGGGUCAGCGUUGGCCAGCGGCCCCUCUGGGUUGUCUACAUGGCGCUUUUCUGGAGGCUUAGCGCCGCCGAUUCGGAGUUUUCCAUUUUGGACGAGGCGCAAGUUUUAGCCACUCAGAUGAGAAAACUGGCCACGGAGGAGCUGGGGGUUGUCACCAUGCAGCGGAUAUUCAACUCCUUUGUGUACACGGAAAAAAUUUCAAAUGGAGAAAGUGAAGUUCAACAGCUAGCAAAAAAGAUCCGUGAAAAAUUUAACCGGUACUUGGAUGUGGUAAAUCGGAACAAGCAUGUAGUGGAAGCAUCCUACACUGCUCAUCUGACAUCACCUCUGACUGCAAUUCAAGACUGCUGCACCAUUCCGCCAUCUAUGAUGGAGUUUGAUGGAAACUUUAACACUAAUGUGUCUAGAACGAUCAGCUGCGAUAGACUGUCUACCACUGUGAAUAGCAGAGCGUUCAAUCCCGGCCGUGACUUAAACUCUGUACUUGCUGACAAUCUGAAGUCCAACCCAGGAAUUAAGUGGCAGUACUUUAGUUCAGAAGAAGGCAUUUUUACUGUGUUUCCAGCUCACAAAUUCCGAUGUAAGGGCAAUUACGAGCACCGCAGCAGGCCUGUCUACGUCUCUACAGUUAGACCUCAGUCUAAACACAUAGUUGUCAUUGUGGACCACGGGGCUUCCGUUACAGAGACACAACUCCAAAUUGCUAAGGAUGCAUCCCAAGUUAUUCUUAACUCAAUAGAUGAACAUGAUAAAAUCUCUGUGUUAACUGUGGCAGACACAGUGAGAACCUGUUCCUUGGAUCAGUGCUAUAAGACAUUUCUGUCUCCUGCCACCAGCGAGACAAAAAGGAAAAUGUCCACCUUCGUUAGCAAUAUAAAGUCAUCUGACAGCCCUACGCAGCAUGCGGCAGGAUUUCAAAAAGCGUUUCAGCUGAUACGAAAUACAAACAAUAGCACAAAACUCCAAGCAAAUACAGAUAUGGUCAUAAUUUACUUGUCGGCUGGAAUAACGUCUAGGGAUUCUUCAGAAGAUGGUAAAAAGACCACACUUCGUGUCAUCAAUGAAGAAAAUGGUUUUCUUAACAACUCUGUAAUGAUCCUCACCUAUGCUCUCAUGAAUGAGGGAGUGACAGGUUUAAAAGAAUUAGCAUUUCUCCGAGAUCUGGCAGAACAAAACUCGGCAAAAUAUGGAGUUCCUGAUCGAACUGCUUUACCUGUGAUAAAAGGGAGCAUGAUGGUUCUGAACCAGCUGAGCAAUUUGGAAACCACAGUUGGCCGGUUUUAUACAAAUCUCCCAAACCACAUGGUUGAUGAAGCAGUGUUCAGUUUGCCCUUUUCAGAUGAAAUGGGAGAUGGUCUCAUAAUGACUGUAAGCAAACCUUGUUAUUUUGGAAACCUACUACUAGGAAUUGUUGGAGUAGAUGUUAAUCUUGCCUAUAUUUUGGAAGAUGUCACUUAUUACCAAGAUUCUUUGGCUUCCUACACAUUCCUAAUAGAUAAUAAAGGCUAUACCCUUAUGCACCCCUCCCUUACCAGACCCUACUUGCUUUCUGAACCACCACUUCACACAGAUAUAAUACAUUAUGAGAAUAUUCCAAAAUUUGAGUUGGUUCGACAGAACAUCCUUAGCCUCCCUCUAGGCAGUCAGCUUAUUACUGUCCCAGUGAACUCCUCACUGUCUUGGCAUGUAAACAAACUGCGAGAAAUUGGGAAGGAAGCCUACAAUGUGAGCUAUGCUUGGAAGAUGGUUCAAGAUACAUCAUUCAUUUUGUGCAUUGUUGUGAUACAGCCAGAAAUACCUGUUAGACAACUUAAAAAUCUCAACACUGUACCCAGUAGCAAGCUGCUUUACCAUCGACUAGAUCUCUUGGGCCAGCCCAAUGCUUGUCUGCAUUUCAAACAACUUGCAACCUUAGAAAGCCCUACGGUAAUGCUGUCUGCUGGUAGCUUCUCUUCUCCAUACGAGCAUCUGAGCCAGCCUGAGACAAAGAGGAUGGUGGAGCACUACACGGCAUAUCUUAGCGACAACACACGCCUCAUUGCCAACCCUGGUCUGAAAUUCUCUGUCAGAAAUGAAGUAAUGGCUACCAGUCACGUCACAGAUGAAUGGAUGACACAAAUGGAAAUGAGUAGCUUGAACAGUUACAUUGUCCGCCGUUACAUAGCAACGCCCAAUGGGGUGCUCAGAAUUUAUCCUGGUUCCCUCAUGGACAAAGCAUUUGAUCCCACUAGGAGACAAUGGUACCUCCAUGCUGUGGCAAAUCCGGGAUUAAUUACUUUGACUGGGCCCUACUUAGAUGUUGGAGGAGCUGGCUAUGUGGUUACCAUCAGUCAUACGGUUCAUUCUUCAAGUUCACAAAAGUCUUCAGGCCAUUCGGUUGCUGUGAUGGGCAUUGAUUUCACUCUGAGGUAUUUCUACAAGGUUCUAAUGGACCUGCUACCAGUUUGUCACCAAGAUGAAGGGAAUAAAAUAAGGUGCUUUAUUAUGGAGGACAGAGGAUAUCUUGUGGCACACCCUACUCUUAUUGACCCCAAAGGCCAUGCUCCAGUGGAACAACAACACAUUACACACAAGGAACCUCUGGUGGCAAAUGAUAUUCUCAACCAUCCAAACUUUGUGAAGAAAAACCUUUGUAACAGUUUCAGUGACAGAACAGUCCAGAGGUUUUAUAAAUUUAAUACCAGCCUGACGGGUGAUCUGACAAAUCUCGUGCAUGGCAGCCACUGUUCCAAAUACAGGCUGACAAGAAUACCUGGAACCAAUGCCUUUGUUGGAAUCGUAAAUGAAACGUGUGACUCGCUUGCCUUCUGUGCAUGCAGUAUGGUAGAUAGGCUCUGUCUGAACUGUCACAGUUUUUCGUACAUUACAAGCAUUACUCAAAUCCUGCCAGAAGUGUUCUGGAUUUCAGAUCCACUGGAGACUUUCAGAUUAAUGGAGCAGAACGAAUGUGAAUGUCCUUGCGAGUGCCCCCUAGAGGUUAAUGAGUGUACUGGCAACCUUACCAAUGCAGAAAGCAGAAAUCCUAGUUGUGAAGUCCACCAAGAACCUAUGACGUUUAUUGCAGUUGAUCCCAGUCUACAAGAUGCUCUUCCUCAAUGUAUCAAUACACGGUGCAAUCAAAGGAUGGAGAGCAGGGAUUGCUUUGGUGUCUUGGACUGUGAGUGGUGCAUGGUAGACAGCGAUGGAAAGACCCAUUUAGAUAGAUCCUACUGCGCUCCUCAGAAGGAAUGCUUUGGUGGAAUUGUGGGUGCCAGAAGCCCUUAUGUGGAUGACAUGGGAGCCAUUGGAGAUGAGGUGAUAGCUUUAAAUAUGAUUAAAAGUGCUCCAGUUGGUCCUGUUGCUGGAGGUAUUAUGGGAUGCAUAAUGGUGCUAGUUCUGGCAGUCUAUGCCUAUCGUCAUCAGAUUCACCGCAGAAGCCACCAGCACAUGUCCCCACUUGCAGCACAAGAAAUGUCAGUCCGUAUGUCCAACCUGGAGAAUGAGAGGGACGAGAGGGAUGACGACAGUCACGAAGACAGAGGAAUCAUCAGCAACACCCGGUUUAUAGCAGCAGUUAUUGAGCGCCAUGCGCACAGCCCAGAACGUAGACGCCGCUACUGGGGACGCUCAGGAACAGAAAGCGAUCAUGGCUACAGUACUAUGAGUCCUCAGGAAGACAGUGAAAACCCUCCCUGCAACAAUGACCCAUUGUCAGCUGGUGUAGACGUGGGCAAUCAUGAUGAAGAUUUAGACCUGGAUACCCCUCCUCAGACUGCUGCCCUCUUGAGCCACAAGUUCCACCACUACAGGUUGCAUCACCCAGCACUUCAUCACAGUCACCACUUACAGGCUGCGGUCACAGUACAUACUGUAGAUGCGGAAUGCUAAUGACCUCUGGCCCUUGGGAGGAAAAAAAUGCAGCUGAGAGGAGACUUGACGUUUAUACCGUUACGAGGCAUGGUUUUGACUUAACUCGUUUCACAUGAAAACUUUGCAUUUCCAAAAUGUAAGGUUGGCUCUGAAGUGGAAGAGAAAUUAGCAUGAUGAAUAAACCUGCCAUAACAUUCAAUAAAAAUGGAAUAGUAGGAAUGUUCGGCCUCCAAACACAGGAAGGAAGGUUUAUACAGUAAACGGAGCCUUUUGAACCCUGUUGGUCUGAGCCAAGAAAAGAGUGCACUCAGACAAAGGAGAGAGAAAGAGAGAGAGAGUUUAUUUCCUUAACUGGAAGAACAGAAAUCUUUGCAGCCAGAAACAAAGAAAGUGCCAGUUCCAGAAAUAGACAUUGCCACGAGGUUUCCAUUUGUUGAAGCUUUUUUGUGGGUUGUUGGUUUUUUUUAAAGAAAGAAAAAAACAUUCCUUUCACUUACAAAUUGCUGUAUGGGACCUGGGACAGUGCAUCUCAAGAUUUUUUAAAUAAAGGAUUAUUUUUGUACUAUUUAUUGAACUCAAAACAUUCAUGAACUCUGAGGGAGAGGAAGAUUUUUUUUAAAAAAAAAAAAGGCAUCAGUCGCUCUCCAUGAAUGCAGUCUAUGUUUUAUUUGUGUUGGUGAAGUUGUGGUUCUUUUCAAGAAGACUUGCCACCCUUUUGAAUGGGAUAUUCUCCUCCUCCUCCUCUUCCCCCAUCACCAUGCUAUAAAGGGAAAAUGAAGAAAUUGUGAGCUGAUUUGUUUACAUGAUUGAGGUUUGGUUUCCAUGGUCAUUUUGUACACUUUGAAGAUGGUUUAUAACACAGUAUUUUUAUAUAUAAAUAUAUAUUUUAACGUGGGGAGGAGGGAUAUCAAGCCUCCUGGCUAAAGCACUGAGGAAUCCUCCCACACACACUACAUCCUGUUCAUUCUCAAAUCUGGGCAGGAUUUGCUUCCAUGCGCAGUGAUAAUGCAGUGUUUAAACACUAUUCAUGACUGGCGAAAUAAAAAACAAUAAUGGGUUGAAUUCACUUGGUGACCUUAUGUUUGUGGAAGGGAUGGUGAUUCAGUGGACACCUCUGAUUGGAGGAGAAGAGGAGAAGCAAUUUCUGCUAAUCCCCCCUCUCCCUACCCCGGCCCUAGUGACCCCUGAAGUUAGCUCUAGACUGUUGGGAAACCCUGCAGAACAGGGUAUAGGAUGCUGUUAUAGGGACGCGGGUGGCGCUGUGGUCUAAACCACUGAGCCUCUUAGGCAUGCCGAUUAGAAGGUUAGUGGUUCAAAUCCCCACAACGGGGUGAGAUCCCGUUGCUCUGUCCCAGCUCCUGCCAACUUUGCAGUUCGAAAGCAUGCCAGUGCAAGUAGAUAAAUAGGUACUACUGCCGCGGGAAGGUAAACAGCAUUUCCAUACACUCUAGCUUCGUCACGGUGUUCCAUUGCGCCAGAAGUGGUUCAGUCAUGCUGGCCACGUGACCCGGAAAGCUGUCUGCGGACAAAUGCUGGCUCCCUCGGUCUGAAGUGAGAUGAGUGCCGCAACCCCAUAGUCGCCUUUGACUGGACUUAACCGCCCAGGGGCCCUUUACCUUUUACCUAUAAGAUGGUGUAAGGAUGAUUUGGUGGUGGUGGGAUUCUAUUGCGGCAGGUGUCUGCUGGAUCAAAAGCCCUUCCCUGAGUGUAAGGGCACCAGUUGGUUUCCACCCCAAUGGUCUGUUGUUUCUGACCCUUUUCACAUUCACUACAUGGAUAGGUCAAACCAUGGGGAGGUAGAUGGGAAGCUUUGUAAAGUUUUGGGGCAUUGUGAAAGGUUUACUUUGGAACCCUAAUGAUGAGCCCAUUGUCACCUUUAUCUGGAAUUUAAUACUGCUUUAGUGAUUAGCAUCAUCUGAUGGGUGCCACGUGAGCCAUCAUAAUUUUCAAUUAGUUUUAAAUCACAGCAUUUUGUUCAUUGUGAUUCAAAUAUUAUGAAAACAUUCUUGCACUGUGCAUAUGAUAAACAUCCAUUUAUAUGUAGGGCUUUGGUUUGGUUGUGUUUUUUUUUUUUACAAGAUCUCUAGGUAUUUUUUUAAUGAUAGGGUACCUAAUACCUAAUAUGUAAAAAAUGGUUCUUAAGCAGUAUGGUAAAGUAAGGAUGCUUGUGCUACCAGGAUCCCCUUUAUACUAUGUAUAAAAUUACAACCUCUAGUGGAAUAAACUGUAUAUAAA
Molecule: messenger RNA, 6698 nt
Organism: Zootoca vivipara (common lizard)
Lineage: Eukaryota; Metazoa; Chordata; Lepidosauria; Squamata; Lacertidae
Source: RefSeq, a predicted model, not a curated record